Molecule: messenger RNA, 1917 nt
Organism: Hypoxylon trugodes
Lineage: Eukaryota; Fungi; Ascomycota; Sordariomycetes; Xylariales; Hypoxylaceae
Exons: 3
Coding region: 296-1693 (465 amino acids)
Cellular component (GO): RNA polymerase II transcription regulator complex
Molecular function (GO): transcription cis-regulatory region binding; DNA-binding transcription activator activity, RNA polymerase II-specific
Source: RefSeq, a predicted model, not a curated record
ACCGAGAAAAUCCUCUGAUGGAGGUUCGUCCAGUGUAUUCCAAAAAGGAGACAAAAGAUUCCAAAUGGUCGAUCUCUCUCCACCCCUGGAAAAAAUGCCCCACGUUCCUACGCUUACAUGCUUACAUCCAUCCCGUCCCAUUCAGUUCACCUACCUAUAGCUACAACGCCGAAAAAAUGUGAAUGCGAAAUCUAUCCUACCUAUCGCGUGCGCAACUACUACCUUAGAUAACCUACCCUUUGCGUAGUAAGACGCCCAAAUAGCUCUAGCUAUCUCUAGCGAAAAGGGUCGAACAAUGGUGAACUCGUUAUCGGAUGAGGCGACAAGUGAUAGCACCUCUACUAAAAAAGGGAAUGGCGGCUCGAGACCCUCGUUUACCGACUACUGGAGACGCACCAAAGAGGCGGCGAAACAGAUUACGUUUGUGUCGAGCAACCUUGAGCAACAGGCAGGCCCCAGCAGCAAAGAUGACACCUCCCCUCACAACAAAAAGCAGUCACAACAAGAUAGCAGUAGUAGCGAUUCCCAAGCGAAAUCCCAAGCUCGCCGGGCCCAAGUCAGAAAGGCACAAAUCCAACACCGUCAACGUAAAGCAAACUAUACCAAGCAGUUAGAAAUGGACGUCGCGGAACUACGUGACUUGAUCGCGCGCGCUGAACGCGAUGGCAUGUUGUUGAAGGGCGAGAAUGAGGCUAUUCGGAGGAAAUUGUUGCGGGCGGGUGUUAAUGUGGGCGUGGGGGCGCCGAGGUUGGUUAUGCCGACUUUGGAUUAUGGACGGUUGGGUAUGGAAGCGGGAGGGGGAGGGUAUUCGCCGCAGUAUACGGUGAAUUUUCUGAGUGAGGGUGGGUUGGAUUUGGGGACUCCGGUGUACCAGGUGCAGAGGACGUCUACGCCGUCGGGUUCGUCGGCUGGUACGGUGGGUGGUUCCACGGGUGCGGCGCCGGGGGGUUCGGGGGGGAAGGCGGAUGCGGAUUAUGCUAUAAACUUCAUCUUAGGCCUCGAACACGUCUGCUGGGACCAUUUCCACCCCUCGUAUUACGACCACGACCAUUACGACCCAGAGAGCUCAGAAAACGGACACGCUCUCAUGGCCACUUCUCUCGCGUUACGGAGCGCUCCAGCGGGUGUAUGGGAGCAAAUCGACGCCGAGAAGAAGCGCAGGAAUUUACCUGACGAUCAUACCUCUAUCGUGGCAUCACAACCUCCUAUUAUCCCGCCGUUAUCCUUCGGUGGUGGUGAUAAUAGCAGCUAUAACAACACGAAUAACAAUAUAGAUCCCAACAUCCUCGCAUCCUGGCAAAUCUCCCCACCACCACCUCUCCCAUCCCAAACAACCACGCAAUCAAACCCAACUCCAACAACAGCGGCAGCUGCAAGCGCAUCAGGUCUAACCCUCGAAGGUCUAUACGGCCUAGCCUCAACGCUAACUCCAGCCGACGGCUCCGAGCUCGCGCCCGUACAAGCAUGGUUCGAAAUGCUCCGUCUCUACAGCAACAGCAGCGCGCUAACCGAUAUCUCCACCAUGGACCGCGUGAAAUCUGAACUAGCAUCCGUGGUUGAAUGCGUAUUCUUCGGUGCCGUGAUACAGCGUGGCGCGUUUGAGGAUGUGUUGGAGCGCGUACUUGGUCCUAUACCGGUGGAUGUUAGGACGUCGGGGGAUUUCUUUGCGCGGGUGGGGGAAGUUGGGGUGUAGGUUGGAUGAUGGGAGGGUGAUAGUCCCGGGGGAUAUGUGUAUAUACGCCAGGAGAAGAAAAUUAUAUAGGAUGGAAUGGGAGGUAGGGAGCGCUCAAUUUGAUACAAAAGGGCUUCGUUUAUGGUAACUAAAAGUAUAUAGCAAGAGAUAUUGCAUUAUGUUAUACUUAACAACUCGCUACCUGUACUGUUAAGUUUGUUGGAAGGUGGAUGUUAUAACGACAC